AUGGGCGACCGAUUCCGCGCACGAAUCUCUGGAAUCACCAUCAACCCACGUUAUGCAUCCUUCGGUAGGAGCUAUGCCCAAGGGAUAGGGCCUGGGAUUGGGGGAUGGGAGCAGAUUGAGCUGCAGGAUAUCAUGCGGAAUGCUAGUGAGGAGGAUUGA
Messenger RNA from Westerdykella ornata, 159 nucleotides. RefSeq lists its product as uncharacterized. The record is from RefSeq and is a predicted model, not a curated record. Bases 1 to 159 code for a protein of 52 amino acids. NCBI's taxonomy places the organism in Eukaryota, Fungi, Ascomycota, Dothideomycetes, Pleosporales, Sporormiaceae. The transcript has a single exon.